ACUGCAAUUGCGAUCCAGAAGUCGAUUUGGAGCACCAUUAAGACUGCAGCCCCUUAGGUUCGUUCGUUCCUGUUGCUUUCGUCUUCCUCUCAGCGCGCAGGCGCGGCGUGGCAGGGUAGGGCAGGCCGAGCGUUCUGGGCUCCUGGUUUCUGAAGCGGCGGCGGCGCAGCAGCAAAAACUGGGUUGGUUUGUCCAUGGCUGCGCAGCCUCUUCCCGCAGCAGCGCUCACCCGCCGGCCUAUCCUGCUCGGCCAGGUGGAGGGCUCGCAGGAUGCGGUGACCAUGGCGGCUAUCGUGCCCAAGGAAGUGGGGCUCAUCAGCGUCGCGGAGGACAGAACUGUUCGUGUAUGGCUGAAGAGAGAUAGUGGGCAGUAUUGGCCUAGCAUAUACCAUGCAAUGCCAUCUCCGUGUUCAUGCAUGUGGGUUAACCCAGAAACAAGAAGGCUAUCUGUCGGUCUGGACAACGGUACAAUCUCAGAAUUUAUUUUAUCAGAAGAUUACAACAAGAUGACACCAGUUAAAACUUACCAGGCUCACCAGAGCAGAGUUAUGAUGGUUCUGUUUGUUCUGGAGAUGGAAUGGAUCCUGAGCAUAGGCCAGGACAAGCACUUCACUUGGCAUUGUUCAGAAAGCGGGCAGCGGCUUGGCAGUUACCGUAUUAGUGCAGGUGCCUGUGGACUCCAAUUUGAUAUGGAGACCCGGCAUGUUUUUAUUGGUGAUCAUUCUGGACAAGUGACCAUCCUUAAACUGGAACAAGAAAACAGCAACCUGAUUACAACUUUUAGGGGACAUACAGGUGGAAUCACUGCCCUUUGUUGGGAUCCUGUGCAGCGUGUCUUGUUUUCCGGCAGUUCUGAUCAUUCGAUUAUUAUGUGGGACAUUGGAGGAAGAAAAGGAACAGCUAUUGAACUACAAGGACACAAUGACAAAGUUCAGUCACUCUCCUAUUCCCAUCAUACACGGCAACUUAUCUCUUGUGGAGCAGAUGGAGGGAUCGUUGUCUGGAAUAUGGACGUUGAGAGGCAGGAGACACCUGAAUGGUUGGAUAGCGACUCUUGUCAAAGGUGUGAUCAGCCAUUCUUCUGGAACUUCAAACAAAUGUGGGAUAACAAGAAAAUAGGCCUUAGACAGCAUCAUUGCCGGAAGUGCGGGAAAGCAGUGUGUGGCAAAUGCAGUUCAAAGCGUUCCUCCAUACCACUGAUGGGGUUUGAAUUUGAAGUGAGAGUCUGUGACAGUUGUUACGAAUCAAUAACAGAUGAGGAGCGUGCUCCUACAGCCACUUUCCAUGAUAGCAAACACAAUGUCGUCCAUGUACACUUUGAUGAAACACGAGGAUGGCUGCUGACAUCUGGGACAGACAAGGUUAUUAAGUUGUGGGAUAUGACACCUGUAGUAUCUUGAUGCAUCAGCGAAACGCAAAGCAACCCAGUGUUAAUGAAUAAGGAAUUCCUCAUGUAUUGCAGAAGAUAAAGCAAGUUGUGUAAUGAUGAGGGAGUGAACUAAUAACUUCUGGAUGGUUUUUCAAAUGAUCUGCUAGAUCCAGGGUGGAUAUUUGCACCAAAUGCGCUACUUCUUUGUUCUUGAAAUACAGAAGAUAUUUUUUUAGACUUACAACUAUACAAGCUGGCUCCAUUCAGCCAUUUGGAACUCAUCUGGAAAGUCUGUGUGCAGUGCAGUUUGUGUUCCAUGUUUUAUGUUGACUUGUGCUGUUUGGCGUGGAGGAAUUCUUUGCGAAUGUGAGCUUUCUGCAAUAUUAGGUUGGAAAGGCUGAAUCUGCUCUUAGGCAAGAAAAGAAAAGGAUUCCUCUUUCCAUAUUGUCUAGCAGAGUCAUUGAGCAAGAACUUGCAUUCAGAACUGUCAAAAGAUCAGGGCAGUUUGCAGCUGUUUAACAAUAAAAGCCUCCUUUGUAAUGGCAUUCCGGCAAAUGGUACGGCAAAUAUGGAUUGUGAGGGGGAGGUUAGCCAAAGUCCAACCUUGUUCAUUGCAUAGCCAAGAGGAAGGCUUGUUUAGCAACAAACUUCAAAAUGGCUAAACGAUCUUUCCACCCUCAAGCCUGACCAAUGAGUGUAGAAACGAGUUCAAACCGAGGCUGCAUAAAAUGGUUUUAUGUAAUUGCCAGUAACUUGUCAAUGUGGACAAUGUCCUUGUUUAGCUGGACCAGCAAUGUCUGAACUGUAUAUGUGUGUGUUGCGGGAGGACGGUGUGAGAAUUAUGCUAGCGUUGCUGUGCAGUUUGAAACUAACUAUUCCAUUCCUGUCAUCUCUCUGGCAGGGUGUGUUUUUAAAAUUGUUGAUAACUGUAAUUUGUUUUUAAUUCUCAGUGUAGCCCUCAAUGGGGUUACAUUUCAUACUUUGUUUUGCUGCCUUAUUAGGCAGUUUUUUUCAAAAAAUAAAAAUGCUGAAAUAAA
Messenger RNA from Rhineura floridana, 2406 nucleotides. RefSeq names its product WD repeat and FYVE domain containing 2 (gene WDFY2). Bases 195 to 1400 code for a protein of 401 amino acids. Gene Ontology annotation, molecular function: protein binding; metal ion binding. NCBI's taxonomy places the organism in Eukaryota, Metazoa, Chordata, Lepidosauria, Squamata, Rhineuridae. The transcript has 12 exons. The record is from RefSeq and is a predicted model, not a curated record.